AAAUUGAUCAAUCUCUCUAUCCCACUUUAUUCGUCAAUCGUUUUUGGUAUUAUUGCAGUGCACCAAUUUUAUGGCGUCGUGUUGAGUUUUCUAAAGAAGAUUGUCAGAGGAUCCAAUGCAGUGGAAAGAAGAUUAAAUGACGAUGUUUCCAAAAAUAAGAGCAAGAAAAAUAAGAUUAAAUGUUCCACGGAUACUUCUUCCAAUUCAGAUACUUCAGACAGUAAUUCAGGUAAUUCUUCUGCAUCCAGUUCGGGAAUAGAAGUUAUACAUGUGAAACGCCCCUUUCUAAAGCGUAAAGUAAAAG
Messenger RNA from Acaulospora morrowiae, 304 nucleotides. Lineage: Eukaryota; Fungi; Glomeromycota; Glomeromycetes; Diversisporales; Acaulosporaceae. The record is from the annotation of a GenBank genome assembly.